Molecule: messenger RNA, 1791 nt
Organism: Oppia nitens
Lineage: Eukaryota; Metazoa; Arthropoda; Arachnida; Sarcoptiformes; Oppiidae
Exons: 3
Coding region: 1-1791 (596 amino acids)
Biological process (GO): sodium ion transmembrane transport
Cellular component (GO): membrane
Molecular function (GO): ligand-gated sodium channel activity
Source: RefSeq, a predicted model, not a curated record
AUGGGACGACAACACCAACAACAACGAGACAUUGAAGUAAAAAAUAGUGAUAAUAAUAAUAAUAAUAAUAAUAAUUCAUAUGAAAAUAAUAAUAAUAAUAAUAAUAAUUAUGYAAAACGUUUUCAACAAUUWAUCGGCUCAUGUAUGCAUAACAUUCAACAAUCAUCAGUUAAACAAAAACUACUUGUCCUAAUCAAGUGUGCAGUCAUAGUGUUUUGCACCGGCGGUUUUGGCUACCAAUCCUAUACACUAUGUCGKGAAUAUCUGAAAGGCCAGACAGUUGUYACCAUUAAAGUCGAACAAAUCAAAUACAAUCGCAUACCAGGCCUAACGGUAUGCUAUCCCCAGUUAGUAUCCAUGGAAUCGAUGGCCAGUGAUAGGGAUAGUCASGGAUGGGAUACCCGCCGACAACAGUGGUCACUAUUAUUUCAGGACUACCGUCGACUACUAGAGUCGCUGACAAAUGAUUGGCAAUUAGACGGGAAAAACCUUAGCCGUCAGCUCCGGGACCUGUAUUAUCAACAAUUUUCCCAUAUAGUUGACCAGUCGGUACCGGUUAGGCAACUGUUUCGAUGGAGUAUACCGUUUGCUUACCAGCGAAACAGUAGCCUAUUUACACCGGAUAAACCAACUGACUAUUCAAUUGAUAUGACCGUACGGGCCAUACGGUUGUUCCGUAAUAAUCGGUCUAUCGAUACGGUAGAGCUCAGGGAUACCGAUCCUAUUGARUCGAUAGUAUUACCGGAUGAUGACCACAGGCAAGGCUUCAAAUGUUUUACAUUUUUCAGUCAUCUGCGCCCAGUUUGGCGCCAGUAUCAAGUAGAUUUAAAACAUUUACAAUUGGAUAUCUAUCACCAUGAAAACUGGUUUCCGCCUACACUAUACAAUAGCAAUGGUGGUAAUGAUGGCGGCACCGGUAGAUCAUCAUCAUCAGCAUCACAAUCGCCACCAUUACUACUAUCACUGGCCAUGCACUCGCCACUGGCCAUACCCCAGCAAAUGUCGGUAAAUAAUUUUAUUAGACUAAAACCCGGUAAAUGGUAUGAAAUGACAUACAAUCGAUGGAAAACAUGGCUAUUGCCCGAACCGUACGAUACCCGAUGCCGUAACUAUGAUAUAAAAACGGGCGAUAAUAUAGGAGAAGCGACACACGACUAUAGUGUCCGAACUGAUUGUGUCAAUGCCUGUGUCUAUCAGCAACUAAGACAACGAUGCGGUAGUCUAUGUGUGUAUAAUAAUACUAAUAAUGAGGGAACUGGUGUUAGAAGUAUCGGUCCUCAAGUGUCGGACAACAACUGUACGGAAUGUUUCUACCGAUCCGAUAGUCUAUGGCGUCGAUCGCUAGCAUUUGACGGCUGCUAUGAUCCGGGUGUCGGAGGAGGCGUCAAACAUGGCGACUGUUUAGGACAGGUAUGUCCUAAGUUACUGUCCACCAAAACUACUACUACCAACGUCACCGAUAAAGAUGCUGAUGUCCAGCUCACCUACCGGUGCUUGAGGCAAGAGCUGCCACGUGUUACCAGUGAAUGCGAAAACAAUACCUGUCCUAUGGAUUGUGUCAAUCAUUUCUAUAAUUUGGAUAUUAAAACAACUAAUAAAAUGCCCGAUUUAUCUACCUGGUCCCGACAUACCCGGGUAGAGAUAGCCCACAAUCAAUUGCCCGAUCAGAUAACCCAACACAUACCGGAAAUGUCGUUUACCCAGUUUGCCGGUAAUUUUGGUGGACUAUUGGGUAUGUGGUUAGGACUGUCGGCAUUGGCUAUCAUGAACUUCCUAUUGAGUCUUGUCUAA